GAAGCCUAGGCAGAAGAAAAUGCCAUCGGUAGUCAAUCAACUGGAACCAUACAACAUUUCUGAGGACAUCUUGUCAAUGAAAGCAAAUGCGACAUAUGGGCAAGCCAAACCUCCAGCUGAAUCGAAUCAAGUGAGUUCAGUAGAUGUCCCAAAAACAACUGUCGCCAAAUGUUAUGUGUGGAUCGGAAACAAGAUGAUGAUUGCCAUCCUAGACAUGGGAGCAGCG
Molecule: messenger RNA, 226 nt
Organism: Acaulospora morrowiae
Lineage: Eukaryota; Fungi; Glomeromycota; Glomeromycetes; Diversisporales; Acaulosporaceae
Source: the annotation of a GenBank genome assembly